AUGCCAACGACCUCGACGACCAAUGUCCGCGGCACGACGACACCCAACGUGGCCGCGGGUCGCCUUACCGACGUGCCGCAGCGAAAAAUAAUUCUCGACGUGGCGAAAGGGUUGGCUUAUCUUCACUACGGUAUAAAACCGGCCAUUUAUCACCGUGACAUCAAGGCCACAAACAUCUUGCUCGACAGCGAGAUGAGGGCAAGAGUUGCCGAUUUCGGGCUAGCGAGGCAAACAAGAGAAGGGCAAUCUCACCUCACCACAAGGGUCGCCGGAACUCACGGGUAUCUCGCCCCGGAGUACGCGCUCUACGGGCAGCUGACUGAGAAAAGCGACGUAUACAGCUUCGGAGUGGUAGUGUUGGAGAUCAUGAGCGGGAGGAAGGCACUGGACAUGUCAUCACCGACGAACAUGGUGCUGGUUACCGAUUGGGCGUGGACGCAGGUGAAGGCAGGGAGGGCGGAGCACGUGCUCGACCCGUGCAUGUUGACGGACGGGGCAGGGAACCAGAACCCGAGGGGGAUCAUGGAGAGGUUCGUGAUGGUGGGGAUAUUGUGUGCUCAUGUCAUGGUCGCGCUGAGGCCAACGAUAUCGGACGCCCUCAAGAUGCUCGAGGGGGACAUCGACGUGCCAGCUCUACCGGAUAGACCGCUUCCCCUGGGUUAUCAUGGGUCGCCGUCGAUUGAGGGGAGCACCUUUGGGGGUACAGCAUCACCAAUCAGUGGUUUCUUCGUCAAUUCUGGGGAAAUGCUCAGAUGAGGAGAGAAUUGAGAGCAAGGCGGGGGGGCUAAAUUGCACGGUUAAUUGCACAUAGAGCCCCUUGGUGAAAAUCUGUUGUUGCGGAUAGACCCCCUAAGUGAAAAUGUAUUGUUGCAGAUAGACAUGAAAGGGUUCAAAAAAUUUCAAGCUCAGAGGCCUACCUGCAAUAGCCUACGGGGAUAGCAAAGUUCAAAAGAGCAAUACUACCGACGCCCUAUGUGCAAUUAGUCCUACAAUUAUAUAUGACGAUUUUUCUGAAGAAAAUUCUAACGGAAAUCAGAAAUCAAGCACUCCAAACUUUCUUUGGCAUGAGAAAUUAUAAUGUCAUAAAUGAAGGAUAGAUAAUACAUCAGUUGGUUUCAAAUCAGGAGCUUCAAACUUGGGAACAUAAAGAUACAAUUUACAGGCGGGUGAUACACUCUGAGCUCAAGUCUGUGAUACACUUGCAGAGCUCAAGUCUGUGGUACACUUGCGUCGCUCCAGUUUUUCGUUUUC
This is a messenger RNA of Asparagus officinalis (garden asparagus), 1251 nucleotides long. Its product is annotated as probable receptor-like protein kinase At1g11050. Gene Ontology annotation, molecular function: protein kinase activity; ATP binding. The transcript has a single exon. The coding region runs from base 1 to 756 and encodes 251 amino acids. Gene Ontology annotation, biological process: protein phosphorylation. Lineage: Eukaryota; Viridiplantae; Streptophyta; Magnoliopsida; Asparagales; Asparagaceae. The record is from RefSeq and is a predicted model, not a curated record.